Messenger RNA from Sinocyclocheilus rhinocerous, 928 nucleotides. Its product is annotated as 3-hydroxyisobutyryl-CoA hydrolase, mitochondrial. The record is from RefSeq and is a predicted model, not a curated record. The coding region runs from base 128 to 928 and encodes 266 amino acids. Gene Ontology annotation, molecular function: 3-hydroxyisobutyryl-CoA hydrolase activity. The transcript has 10 exons. Gene Ontology annotation, cellular component: mitochondrion. NCBI's taxonomy places the organism in Eukaryota, Metazoa, Chordata, Actinopteri, Cypriniformes, Cyprinidae. Gene Ontology annotation, biological process: L-valine catabolic process.
CGAGAUUUCCUCGAUGGUGUCGCGCCACCUUGACAUCAUGAAGCAGGGCCAAUGAGCAGUGGCGACAGGGUGAAACCUGUGUGUACAGUGAUCCAGAACAUCAGCUGAACUCUGAGUUUUUUUAGCCAUGUCAUUAAUAAUCUUAACAUCUGCGCACAGAUUACGACCAAUCUGCAGAUUGCAGAGAAUACAAGGACACAUGAUGUCGAGUAAAGCUGGGUCUGAAGUUCUGUUUGAGAAAGUUGGGAACGCUGGAGUCAUCACACUAAACAGACCCAAAGCUCUCAAUGCUCUGAAUCUCACCAUGAUCAGACACAUCUACCCUCAGCUCAAGAAAUGGGACAAAGACUCAGAAACCGAUCUAGUGAUCAUUAAAGGAGCAGGGGAGAAGGCAUUCUGUGCUGGUGGGGAUAUCAGAGCUGUCACAGAAGCUGGAAAAGCAGGCGAUUCUCUCGCUCAAGACUUCUUCCGUGAGGAAUAUAUUCUUAACAACACUAUUGGUACAUAUCAGAAACCAUAUGUGGCUCUAAUUGAUGGAAUUACAAUGGGAGGAGGCGUGGGUCUUUCAGUUCAUGGACGGUUUCGUGUGGCCACUGAGAAGACACUGUUUGCCAUGCCUGAGACGGGCAUUGGUUUGUUCCCUGAUGUUGGUGGUGGCUACUUCCUGCCUAGACUUCAAGGCAAACUAGGCCUCUUUCUUGCCCUGACCGGGUUCCGCCUCAAAGGGAGAGAUGUUCAGAGGAUCGGGUUGGCUACUCACUUUGUGCAGUCUGACAAGAUUGCAUCUCUUGAGAAGGAUCUUGUUGAUCUGAAGUCUCCAUCUAACAGUGAUGUGGCCCAACUGCUGGAUUCUUAUCAAGAACAGAGCAGUCUGGAUGCUGAGAAACCUUUCGUACUGCAAGAACAGACAGAGGCCAUUGACAGGUAA